CGAAUGUAUCAGUAUAUUCUACAAUUCGGAACCACCGACUAAAUUCUGGUCACAGGUUGAAUACUUCUACGGUUGAGGAGCUUCAUGGAGGAAUCAGUUUUUACAAUAUUGGCUACAGGCCUUUUCUUGCUGCUUUUGGGUAUAUUGGUAAGGUUGAUUCAAGUGUUGCCAUGUUGCCACAUGAGGAAACACGCUACAUCAAAGCGUGACCUUUUGCUGUUGAAGAAUGCCACUAAUAAAAAGAAGUGUUUGAUGGUGCUCUUGGGCUCUGGGGGUCAUACUGGGGAAAUGCUUCGUAUUCUGGAACAGUGGUCAACCGGGAUCAACAAUUUGCACAGGGAGUACGUUAUAAGUUCGGGGGAUUCGACAUCUGUUUUGAAGUUAAAAAAAUUCGAAGAUAAUCUUUUGGGAAACAAUGCUAAAGAUUAUGGAAUCACAACUAUAUACCGAGCAAGAAACAUAGGGGAGGGAAAGAUUAAGGCGGUUAUCAACACUUUGCUCAGCUUUAAGUCUACACUAAUAAAUUUGAUCCUUAGUAGGCUUAAAAAUCAGCCUGAUGUGUUUUUGACGAAUGGUCCCGGAACUGCUAUACCGAUUGCAUACAUGCUUUUUAUUCUAAAGCUUUUCGGUUUGUGUAGCACUAAAAUCAUCUACGUUGAAAGUCUAGCUAGGGUUAAAGAGUUAAGUUUGACAGGCUUUUUGAUCCUCCCGAUUAGUGAUCGAAUAAUAGUUCAAUGGGAACCACUUGCUAAAAGAUACAGAAGGUGUGAAUACUACGGUAUAUUAGUCUAAGCUGGAAAAUAUAUAGAAUAGGUGAAAAUGAAGGAUACAUAGUCGGUGUAGGGCCAUUCAAAAGCCUUUUGAUGUAAAGAGUCUGACUCUUACGCUGCGCUCAAGUUUAGCAAAUACCUCUAUAAACUAAACUUUCAGCAAGUUGUGCCCAAUGUUGGCCACUUUGUCAUGCCUUUGAGACUUUGGACUUUGCAAUAAGAGAUGGACCAGCUUUAGAAGUCCGGGAAAUUUCCGAAUCCGCCUUUGACAACUUGAUCAACUGUUUGUCAACAACAGAGGCAAUCUUUCUUAGUUGAUCAUUGCUGUACUCGGAUGCAGACAUAUUGGAGUUAGCAGCCCAACACAAUCGUACCGGAGAACCACUUAUGACAACAAGGCACGGAUUCUUGUACUUGUCACACCCCAGAACCUUUUUUUGACGACC
This is a messenger RNA of Pichia membranifaciens NRRL Y-2026, 1216 nucleotides long. RefSeq lists its product as hypothetical. Lineage: Eukaryota; Fungi; Ascomycota; Pichiomycetes; Pichiales; Pichiaceae. Gene Ontology annotation, cellular component: UDP-N-acetylglucosamine transferase complex. The coding region runs from base 85 to 792 and encodes 235 amino acids. The record is from RefSeq and is a predicted model, not a curated record. The transcript has a single exon. Gene Ontology annotation, biological process: dolichol-linked oligosaccharide biosynthetic process.